Molecule: messenger RNA, 1002 nt
Organism: Erigeron canadensis
Lineage: Eukaryota; Viridiplantae; Streptophyta; Magnoliopsida; Asterales; Asteraceae
Product: cyclin-dependent kinase F-4-like
Exons: 1
Coding region: 1-1002 (333 amino acids)
Biological process (GO): protein phosphorylation; intracellular signal transduction
Cellular component (GO): nucleus; cytoplasm
Molecular function (GO): protein serine/threonine kinase activity; ATP binding
Source: RefSeq, a predicted model, not a curated record
AUGGAUGAGAGGUAUGAAAGGAUGAUGGAAGUUGGGCGUGGAGCGUUUGGUGUCGUUUGGAAGGCAAUCGAUAAACAAAACGGGGAAGUCGUGGCGGUCAAGAAACUCAUGGAAAAGUAUGACAGCAACAACGAAUAUCUCAUCCUCAGAGAGAUCAAGGCUCUCAAGAAGCUGGACAACCAUCCGAAUAUCGUCAAACUCAAACAAGUCGUCAAAGAACAGGACGACCUCUACAUGGUGUUCGAGUACAUGGAAUGCAGUCUCUACAGAAGUAUGGUGCAACGAAUCAAGAAGCCGUUUUCAGAAGACGAGAUCAGAGACAUGUGUUUCCAGUUGUUUGAAGGUCUUGCGCACAUGCAUCGUAACAAAUACUUUCAUCGUGAUCUAAAACCCGACAACAUUCUUGUGUCCGGAGAUGUUAUAAAGAUCGGUGAUCUUGGCUCUGCCCGGAUGUUUGAUGAUCGAUUUCCAUAUACGGAUUAUAUCACCACACGAUGGUAUCGUGCUCCUGAAAUCCUUCUUGGCUCGAAUAAUUAUGAACCCUCUGUUGAUAUGUGGGCUAUGGGUGCAAUCAUGGUCGAGUUAUUUACGUUCGAGCCCUUGUUUAAAGGUUCUUCUGAACAAGAUAUGAUUCAUAAGAUUUCCAGGGUGUUGGGCACCCCGACAGAGAGUACAUGGAACGAUGGUGUUCGUCGUGCAAGAGAGAUCAAUAUUCAGUUUCCGCAGUUUAUUGGGGUUGAGUUUUCUGAACUGCUUCCGUAUGCAAGCCCGGAUGCAGUCAACCUGAUUAGUUCACUUCUUUCUUGGCAUCCGUGGGGGAGGCCAACAGCGUUGGAGGCGCUUCAGCAUCCGUUCUUUGACAAUAGUAACCAUGUUUUACGUCUCAGAUGGCAUGAUUCCAGAGAUAUUGCAUCUGCCAAAAGUAACGGAAGAUUUGUAUUCAGAAAAGCGAUGGAGCGGGAGCAGUUGAAGCAGCAAAGAAGGAUGAACGAUUGGAUUUGA